Triticum urartu is the source of this 1136-nucleotide messenger RNA. Lineage: Eukaryota; Viridiplantae; Streptophyta; Magnoliopsida; Poales; Poaceae. The record is from RefSeq and is a predicted model, not a curated record.
UUCUUUUCCUCCAUAAAUGUGUUGCAAUUUUAGGAAUUUGUCCAAGAUUAGGUGGAACCUUUGAUUUGCUUGGUUUGGAUCUUUGUUUGCCCAAGAUUAGGUGGAACCUUUGAUCCCCCCCCCCCCCACACACACUAUAUAUGAUUCUUGUUAGUGAAACCUAGAUUGUAAUUUUUUAUAUAUAUAUGAGAUGCCUAGUUUUGUAGAUAAUUAUGAGAUGUUGAGUUUUGUAGCUAUAUGUGAGAUGUUGAGUCUUUUUAGAUAUAUAUUAAAUGUUGAGUUUAUUUGAAAUAUAAGAUGUUGAUUUACUUGAACACAUAUGACAUACUAGAUAUAUAUAUGAGAAUUUACAAUCAUUUAUUCAUUGUGUGAGAAGGAGAUGUUGAGAUUCUUGUAAAUGAAUACAUAUGAGAUGUUUAGAUGAACACAUAUGAAAUGUUGAGUGUUUACCGAUAUUUGAGAUGAACUCAUAUAUGUUUAUUUUGAAAUUUGAAAGGAUGGUUUGGCUUCUCGACGAUGUCUACGACACAAAACACCGGGCCUACAUGAUGCGCGAGAAGGAGAUGAAGCUUGAACCUUUGAAGAUUCGGUAUCAUAGGGUCUCUGGUCCUGCCAUGCCUUACGAUGAGCGGUACACACCGUACAUCAAGCAGGCAGGACUACUCCAGGGGAUUCAGUUGGUCAGUCGGUCCAUGCCGAAUCUGAACGUUCCACUGGUGUCCGCUCUUGCUGAUCGGUGGAGGCCGGAGACGCACAGUUUCCAUCUUCGGACUGGGGAGAUGACCGUGACGCUCGAGGAUGUCUCGUUGAUCACCGGUCUUGCUAUCGACGGAAUGCCUCUCUGUAUGAGCACCGAUUCUGAUGGGUGGCGCGAGCAGAUGAUUGCUCUUAUCGGUAUGGCUCCUACUGAGGCUGAGGCUGAUGUAGAGGAGGGAGAAGAGAAGAAGAAGAGGGAAAAUAAAGCAGCCAGACCUGCUUUCACGUGCAUUCAAAAUAACUUUGCGACGUGCCCUCCGGAUACCACUGAUGAUGUGAUCCAGACACAUGCUCGUGUCUACAUGUGGUACGUUGUGUCGAGGACUUUGUUUCCAGUAAUUUUAGUGAUGUUCAAGCAAAUUAUGUGAGUGCUGCAUGGG